Megalobrama amblycephala (Wuchang bream) is the source of this 1241-nucleotide messenger RNA. It is a transcript of the gene rfc2, whose product is annotated as replication factor C (activator 1) 2. The record is from RefSeq and is a predicted model, not a curated record. Gene Ontology annotation, molecular function: ATP hydrolysis activity; DNA binding; DNA clamp loader activity. The transcript has 11 exons. Lineage: Eukaryota; Metazoa; Chordata; Actinopteri; Cypriniformes; Xenocyprididae. Gene Ontology annotation, cellular component: DNA replication factor C complex; nucleus. Bases 69 to 1127 code for a protein of 352 amino acids. Gene Ontology annotation, biological process: DNA-templated DNA replication; DNA repair.
GGAAGUGACGGCAUGUCAGCUCUGUUUUGUUCCUGUCGUGGCGGGAAUACGCGCGACUGACGGUCAACAUGGAUGUUGAGAUGAAAGAGACAGACAGUGAACAAAGUCAAGCCGACGUACAGCCUAAAAAGGAUGAUACUGCGCCGAAAACAUCGACUGCUUAUGAACUACCAUGGGUUGAAAAAUACAGACCUCUGAAGUUGAAUGAAAUAGUUGGAAAUGAGGAAACUGUCAGCAGACUGGAGGUGUUUGCAAGAGAAGGAAAUGUGCCCAAUAUCAUCAUUGCUGGUCCUCCUGGCACUGGAAAAACUACCAGCAUUUUGUGUUUGGCUAGAGCUCUUCUCGGCCCGGCCAUGAAAGAUGCUGUACUUGAGCUGAAUGCCUCGAAUGACCGUGGUAUUGAUGUCGUGAGAAACAAGAUCAAAAUGUUUGCCCAGCAAAAGGUCACACUCCCUAAAGGUCGCCACAAGAUCAUAAUCUUGGAUGAGGCUGACAGCAUGACAGAUGGAGCUCAGCAGGCUCUCAGAAGAACCAUGGAGAUAUACUCGAAAACCACACGCUUUGCGCUGGCAUGUAAUGCGUCAGAUAAGAUCAUAGAGCCCAUCCAGUCCCGCUGCGCUGUGUUGCGUUACAGCAAACUCAGAGACGACCAGAUCAUGAUGCGUCUGACGGAGGUGGUAGAGAAGGAGAACUUACAUGUCACCAACGACGGCCUUGAGGCCAUCAUCUUCACCGCUCAAGGCGACAUGAGACAGGCUCUAAAUAACUUGCAGUCAACAAACUCUGGAUUUGGUUACAUCAACAGUGAAAAUGUGUUCAAGGUGUGUGAUGAGCCACAUCCUCUGCUGGUUAAAAGCAUGCUAGAACACUGUGUCAACGCCAACAUUGAUGAAGCAUACAAGAUUAUUGAGCAGCUUUGGUCACUCGGAUACUCACCGGAGGACAUAAUCGGAAACAUCUUUAGAGUGUGUAAGACCUUUCAGAUGGCAGAAUAUUUGAAGCUGGAAUAUAUUAAGGAAAUUGGCUACACACAUAUGAAAGUGGCAGAAGGGGUGAACUCUCUGUUACAGAUGGCUGGUCUGUUGGGGCGACUGUGCAGCAAGACGGCUGCACCGGACGCAAGCUAAACAUUUGUUACCAAAUAAUCGUACUUUUCCUCAUUGUUAUUAAUCUCCGGAACUUUUAUAUUUUGAAAAAUGAUAAAAAUAUGACCAGUUGCAAUAAUAAAAAUGUACACAAUU